Messenger RNA from Hibiscus syriacus, 1590 nucleotides. RefSeq names its product malonyl-coenzyme:anthocyanin 5-O-glucoside-6'''-O-malonyltransferase-like. The coding region runs from base 34 to 1422 and encodes 462 amino acids. Lineage: Eukaryota; Viridiplantae; Streptophyta; Magnoliopsida; Malvales; Malvaceae. The record is from RefSeq and is a predicted model, not a curated record. The transcript has a single exon.
CAUUGACAGUCAUCACCAGUUCAACCACAAUCCAUGGCUAAAGGAGCUUUGACGGUGGAAAUUGUUGGUCGAUACUGUGUGUCUCCACCGCCAAAUACAGUCCCGCCGACCUCUCUUCCCUUAACAUUUUUUGACAUUCCAUGGCUUUUUUUCUCCCCAACGCAGCCUCUCUUCUUCUUCGACUUCCCUUUCCCUUGUUCACACUUUCUAUCCACCGCUCUUCAACCGCUCAUCCACUCCCUUUCCCUCACUCUCCAACGAUUUUUUCCUUUAGCCGCCUCCCUUAUGUGCCCGCGCCCGUCUUCCACGCCCCUCAUCGUUUACAAAAAACCCGACUUCGUCUCCUUGCUUGUCGCCCAAUCCAACGCCGAUUUCUUCCACUUGUCCUCCAACCAUCAGCGAUGUGUCAAAGAGUUUUACCCUCUGCUCCCUCCUUUGCCGAGCGAGGGGGAAGAGGGAAUCCCAUUGCUUGCCGCACAGGUCACCGUUUUCUCUAAAACUGGUAUCUGUAUUGGGUUUGCGUAUCACAACGUGGUUGCGGAUGGGAGGACUUUCAACAGCUUCAUCAAGACAUGGGCGUCACUUUUCAAACACCCUUCUUCUUCCUCAUCUCCACUUCCCUUCUACGAUAGAGGUGUGAUAAAAGAUUGUUACGGGCUGCAGUCCAUAUUCUUGAACCAUUGGAGCAGCAGCAGAACAUCUUCGGCUUCGCAACGCAUGGUCAUAGGCGUUUCAGACUCGGACUCGGUGUCAGCCAUGGUUAGAGCCACUUUCCUUAUGCGCCCUGCUGAUAUGGAGAAGAUCAAACACUGGAUUGUCGGUCGAUGCAAGGCCAAAAACAUGGUUCAACCUCCACGCUUAUCACCCUAUAAUCUAACGGGCGCUUUUGUGUGGGUGUGUUUGAUGAAGUCCCAUGAGAAAGUUAACGGUAAGUUAACGGGUAAGAACCCGAGUUACUUCGGGUUCAAUGCGGGUGGUUUAACCCGGUUGGGCUACUCGAUCCCGACUACUUAUUUCGGUAACUGCAUCGGGUUUGCACGAACCAUGGCAACUCAAAGUGAGCUUUGCGGGGAGGAUGGGAUAAUCGUGGCAGCCAAUGCUGUCGGAGGCAAAGUUAAGGAUUUGGAUGAAGCAUUCUUGGACGGGGCGGAAAACUGGAUAUCGGAUAGGGAGAUGUUUUACGGAUUAGGUUCGGAGCCCCAUGUGAUGGUUUCCGGGUCACCGAAACUGGAUUUGUACGAGACUGAUUUUGGUUGGGGAAGGGCAAGGAAAAUAGAGGAAAUCUCUAUUGAUAAUGCCAAAGGCAAUGCAGUUUCCUUCACCGAAAGCCGAGACGUGAAAGGCGGCAUCGAGGUGGGACUAGCAUUGCCUAAGGCCAAAAUGGAUGCUUUUGCGUCUUUCUUCUCCCAAUUGCCUCACUAAACCCACUUCCCUUUCCCUUGUUCACACUAAACCCAUCAUUACAGACAGAUCCUGUCCGUGUCUAUCAGAAGAAAGUGUACUAAUUAUUGCUUUGUGUCGGUACAUUAUUUGUGGUCGUGUCUAAAAAAACACGUGGUAUUUAAUUGUAUGGCUAUCCUGUUUCAUCAU